Sipha flava (yellow sugarcane aphid) is the source of this 675-nucleotide messenger RNA. RefSeq names its product zinc finger BED domain-containing protein 5-like. The transcript has 2 exons. Lineage: Eukaryota; Metazoa; Arthropoda; Insecta; Hemiptera; Aphididae. Bases 63 to 596 code for a protein of 177 amino acids. The record is from RefSeq and is a predicted model, not a curated record.
UGUCAAGAGGUAAAGUGUUAUCAUGAUUGUUUGAGCUCCGUGAUGAACUUAGAGUUUUCUUUAUGGAAGGGGACUAUGAUGGAAAACUUGCAAGUUCCUACUUAGAAUUGGUGACCGAUGAAAACUGGUUGAAACGAUUGGCGUAUUUGGCGGAUAUUUUUGGUGCCCUCAACGUUUUUAAUUUAACUCUGCAAGGCAAAGACAUUCACAAGUUUUUUGUGCAAGACAAAGUUAAUGCAAUGAUAAUCAAGCUUCAACGAUGGGCUCUAAAAGUAGAACAAGAUUCCUUCGAUGCAUUUCCAGUCUUACAUGAUUUUCUUGAAAGUAACGAAGUUAAAAUUGAUAAAGCAACAGCUACAACUAUACAAGAUCACCUUAAAUCUUUAGCUUCCAACCACAGAAACUACUUCCCUAAAAUUGAAGAGGAAAUCCAAUGGAUCAGAAAUCCUUUUGAAGAAGAUUACUUGAAAAAAUUGAAAAUAUCCGCAAGUGAAGAAGAUUCGUUGAUUGAAAUGUCAUGUGAUCAGACUUUAAAAUCGUACACAAUUAGUGUCAUUCUGGUUAAAUAUUCGGAAAGACUAUCCAGCAAUCGCUAAAAUUACACUGAGAAACUUGAUGGGUUUUUCGACAACUUAUCUAUGCGAACGUGCUUUUUCUACUUUAAUUUAUUUAAAA